UGCUCUCCAUAACCCGUCCUCGACGCCGACGACGAUGACAGCCUCCUUCGCGGCCUAUGCGUCGCAAUUUCUAAAUCGCCAGAAGAACGGUGGAUCGAGUCUGACCUCGUCACAACCCAUGUUCUUCUCCUUCACCACACAGGACGACGGCUCGCGUGCGGGGAACGAGCACGAUGCGGACCUGGAUGAUCUUGAUGACCCGCAUCUGAGAGCGAGCGGGGCGACGACGAGCAGAGGAGAUCAGUCGAGACGAUAUGAGAGAGACGACGACGACGACCCGUACCUACGACUAGACGAGGACGAACUCGCACCGGCGCCAGGGGCCUCGAGGUCACGAUACGAUGCACACUCGAUCCCUCUUCUACAGUCCAACACUCUCUCGGACACCGAGCCCAGCAGAGGCUGGCUUGCACACCAGUCGUCCCCGCUGCGCUCGCCGUCGCCGCCGACGUCGUCGUCUGAAUCAGAGCCAGACUCACCGCCAGCCGACCUAGUGAACCCCGGACUGGGCAAGAGCCAUCGUGCUCAUCCUGUGCCGCCACCGCCGCCAGUGUCGCUCUCACUGACACAGUCGCUGCUGCCGAGAGACGGACGGACACGACCGCUCGAUGUUUUCUCUUUGCCCGAUCCACGGCAUGUCGCCCGAGGGAGACGGAAGUACAAUGACUCGAUAUGGACCGCCGUCUACUGUGCCAGCCUCUCCCUCUGCAUCUUCUUCUCCGUCCUCAUCCUCUUCUUGACAAACAAACCUCAGAACUAUCCCUCCAAAUUUCCUUUUCCGUACACAACAUUGUUGCAUACCGUUCCGCUGCUUACGAUCCUCACCUUCGUUAGCGCCGUGGUGGCGUACGCUCAUAUCUUGCUCCUACGAGUCUUCGUAAAGCCCGUCGUCUUUGCUACUUCCGUCUUCGUUCCUGCUACUCUCUUCAUUUCCGCAAUAUGUGCAUUCGUGGGGAGCUUCAUGUGGGAUGGCGAUACGACACCCACUUGGGGAGAGACAUGGGGUCUCCGUCUCUUCUCCCUCGUCCCCUUAGUUCUAUCUCUUCUCACCGCCCGCCGUCUCGUCAAUCUCCCACGAGACAUUCACACAACAUCCGCCCUUCUAACAAUGGCCACCGACCUGCUCUACAUCAACCCCUUUCUCCUCGCACUCUCACCCGCAGUCCUCCUUUCCGCCCUUCUCAUCUCGAUACCUUUCCUCACGCUCAUCUUCCGUCUGCUCCUUGUCGGGCACUUGACAUCUCGAGGGGGUCAGGGCGAGUGGCAGAUCGAAGGAUGGGCAGAUUGGGCGAUCUGUGCCGUCGUGGCGGUAUGGCUGUGGACAUGGGGACUCGCAAGGGGAUUACUACGCGUAUCGACCUCCGGCGUCAUCGCAGCAUGGUACUUUUCCGACCCCGACCUCCCACCUCCCCCGCCCACAUCAACACACACCAUCCACGCCGCCCUCUUCCGCGCCACACACUCCUCCCUCGGCUCCAUAAUCCUCUCCUCCCUAAUCCUCACCUCCCUCCGCAUCCUCGCCUUCGCCUCCCUCUUCCUCCGCACCGUCCCCUCCUACCUCUUCACCGUCCUCCCCAUCCCGCUUCCAUUGCGGCCGUAUGCGACGACAGCGGUCUGGGGCGCGGGGAUGGCGGCGGGCUGGUUGGAAGGCGUGGGCGGGAAUUUGAGCGGGUAUGCGUUGGUUUAUGUGGGGAUUACGGGGGACGGGUUUUGGAUUGGAGCGAGGAGGGGGAGGGAGUUGGUUAGGAGUGUGGAGAGUGGGGGUGCGAAUGCGAGGGGGGCUGGAGGAGGGGGGAGGUAUGGGAGGAAGUUCAAGACUGAACCCCCCCUCACACUCCUAACCAUCGCCCCCCUAACACUCACCUUCCCCUUCGCCCUCUCCACCUACCUCUUCGUCGCACACACCCUCUCCGCACCACAACAGGCCCUGGGCGCGUCCGUGCUCGCGGGCGGCGUGACCGCGCUCGUGGGCUUGUUCUGUGUGGGGCUGGUGAGGGAUGUGGCGGAUACGCUGUGGGUUUGUUAUUGUAUUGAUAGGGAGAGUGGGGGUGGGAGAGGGGAGAGGGGGAGGGUCGUGCUUGAGAUGUUCGAAUACGACGCUCGACGAACUAACACUAACACUUCCCGCUCCGCACCACCCCACCAACACCAACACCAACAUCCCCACACCCACACCCACACCCGCGCCCGACCCUCACACGCACAGUCUUCGUCCUCACGUCGCCAACAACAACAACAACAACAACAGCGUCAUCAGCCCCCGGUCCCGAAACCCAACCAGCCCAUCUCACAGCGCGUGAACGAGCAUAUGACGAGUCCGGAGUCGUCGCCUGAGUUGGGGGAUAGUGUCGAGUUGCCUCUGGGGAUAGGCGAAGAUGUAGGUGGAAGGGGAGGAGGGGCGGUGGUGUUUGAUGAGCGGGAGGAGGAGGAGGAGGAGGAGGAAAGGAGGGAGAAAGUUGGGAGAGGGUCGGGAGCUGGAGUGGGAGUGGGAGGAGGAACAGGCGGAGGGAGAAGAGAGGAUGAGGGAGAUGAGGGAGAUGUGGAUCCGUUUAUGAGGGAUAUGGAUGAUGAGGAGGGUGGGGACGAUCGUCUGCAACAUUCGCAUUCGCAUUCACAUUCACAUUCUCGGCAUUCGCAUCAACACCAGGAUGAGGAAGAUAGAGGGUACGGAGAGUACGAUGAUAGCGACGAGGAGGACGCAGCAGCAGAGGAGGAGGAACAGGAGAGGUUACGGAUGGACCUCGCCUGCGGACGUCCUCAUCCUCAUCCUCAUCCUUCACAAAGCCAGGCCCAGUAUCAAUACGGACAGGGAAGCAGGAGCGGAGUGAUAGGGAUAGGGAUGGGGACAGGGAUGGGCGCGAGUCAGAGUGGGACGAUGGGGACGAGCAGUAUGAGGCGGGCGAGGGACGAGGAGGAGGGGAUUGGUAUGGGUGCGAGUACGGGUACGGGCUCGGGGAUUGGGGCGGGGGGGUUGUCGGGGUUGUUCCCUGGUUCGGAUCUGUUCUGAGCUCGGAUUACUUUUUGACGAUGAUGCACGAUGAUGUCUGUGCGUUGGAGGAGAGUGGGCGGUUGCUUGUAUAUAUAUUAGGUUGUGUUUUCCCCUAUGGCAGAGUAGGAUCAGGGGCGAGAGGCGAGGCGAGGCGACAGAGAGGGAGGGGUGUUUCUCUUUGGUGACCGCACGGUUUCAUAGAUUUUCCUCUUUUUUGCAUGACCUGGUACGUACUUACUACUUACUUACGAUCUGAUCUGUAAUAUAUUUGUUGUGCUCUGUGUAUUGC
Messenger RNA from Stereum hirsutum FP-91666 SS1, 3278 nucleotides. RefSeq lists its product as uncharacterized. The transcript has 5 exons. Bases 35 to 3007 code for a protein of 990 amino acids. Lineage: Eukaryota; Fungi; Basidiomycota; Agaricomycetes; Russulales; Stereaceae. Gene Ontology annotation, biological process: transmembrane transport. The record is from RefSeq and is a predicted model, not a curated record. Gene Ontology annotation, cellular component: plasma membrane. Gene Ontology annotation, molecular function: transmembrane transporter activity.